Molecule: messenger RNA, 1146 nt
Organism: Triticum urartu
Lineage: Eukaryota; Viridiplantae; Streptophyta; Magnoliopsida; Poales; Poaceae
Product: dolichol-phosphate mannosyltransferase subunit 1
Biological process (GO): dolichol-linked oligosaccharide biosynthetic process; GPI anchor biosynthetic process; protein O-linked glycosylation via mannose
Cellular component (GO): endoplasmic reticulum membrane
Molecular function (GO): dolichyl-phosphate beta-D-mannosyltransferase activity
Source: RefSeq, a predicted model, not a curated record
UCGACUGCUCCUCUGCCGACCCCUAAAAAAAAGACUGCUCCUCUGCCGCCGGACCUCCACUCUCCCGCCAGGCGCCCGCCGGUCGUCCUCCGCCUUCCUCCCUGCACUUCCUCCACCGCGCGAUCCCGACCCGCCUUCUCCGCCCCGCGCCGCCGCCCGCUCGACCCGAGCUCUCCCCUGUCUGCGAAGGCGACAACCAGCAGCCGCGGCCCGAAUCCAGGGUGGGAGGGAGAUCUGCCGCGCUGCUCUGCUCGAUGGAGACUGGAGCGGAGGCGGGCGGCGGCAGGCCGGAGUACAGCAUCAUCGUUCCCACCUACAACGAGCGCCUCAACGUAGCACUCAUCGUCUACCUCAUCUUCAAGCACCUCCCUGAUUCCAAGUUCGAAAUCAUUAUUGUCGAUGAUGGAAGCCCUGAUGGCACUCAAGACGUUGUAAAGCAGUUGCAGCAAUUAUAUGGCGAAGAUCGUGUUCUACUGCGAGCUAGACCAAGGAAGCUAGGACUUGGUACUGCAUAUAUGCAUGGAUUAAAGCAUGCAUCAGGGGAGUUCGUUGUUAUAAUGGAUGCAGAUCUAUCUCAUCAUCCAAAAUAUUUGCCAAGCUUCAUCAGGAAGCAAAAGGAAACCGGUGCUGACAUUGUAACUGGCACCCGUUAUGUUAGCAACGGUGGUGUCCAUGGUUGGAAUCUUAUGCGUAAGGUGACUAGCAGGGGAGCGAAUGUUCUAGCACAGACGUUGCUACAGCCCGGAGCUUCUGAUCUGACUGGAUCGUUUAGGCUAUAUAAGCGAAGUGUUUUGGAGGAUGUCAUCUCCUGCUGCGUCAGCAAGGGCUAUGUAUUCCAAAUGGAGAUGAUUGUCAGGGCUACUAGGAAAGGUUAUCACAUCGAAGAGGUCCCAAUAACUUUCGUCGACAGGGUUUUCGGAAUCUCAAAGCUCGGUGGAUCUGAAAUUAUUGGAUAUUUGAAAGGCCUUGUGUAUCUGUUGCUCACAACAUAGGGGAGACGCAUGGUAGAUUCUUGUUAGUGUUUUUUUCCUUAUGUUACCACAGCUUGAGUUACAUGAAUUUGCUAACAUUCUCAGACUUAGUUGAAUUAUGUACACAAGUUUUUGUCUAUGAGUAUCCUUAUGAAUCGUGUGGCAUCUUGUGUUC